Messenger RNA from Gossypium raimondii (Peruvian cotton), 1255 nucleotides. RefSeq names its product phosphoglycerate mutase-like protein. Gene Ontology annotation, molecular function: phosphatase activity. Gene Ontology annotation, cellular component: cytoplasm. The transcript has 10 exons. Bases 158 to 1012 code for a protein of 284 amino acids. The record is from RefSeq and is a predicted model, not a curated record. NCBI's taxonomy places the organism in Eukaryota, Viridiplantae, Streptophyta, Magnoliopsida, Malvales, Malvaceae.
UACUACAAAAUUUUGACAUCACCCUUUCCCCAUUCAUAUAAAGUUUCAUUCACCCUUUUCCUCCACGCUGCAUACCUCUCUCCCAUUGGCCCAUUCUCCUUUACAAAGCCCCAAAACCAAUACCUAUUUUUCCUCUGUGUCUCUCUCAACUCACGAAAUGGAUGCAACGAUCAGUCCUGGAUUAUACCCUUUGCACCGUUGUAAAACUCUCCAUCUGGUGAGGCAUGCUCAGGGGGUUCAUAAUGUAGCAGGGGAAAUAGAUCAUGCUGCUUAUUCAUCUGAAGAAUAUUUCGAUGCCCAUCUCACUCCUCUGGGCUGGCAACAGGUUGAUCAUCUGCGCAACCAUGUUCAUGAAACUGGGCUUUCUAAGAAAGUGGAUUUGGUCAUUGUUUCCCCUUUGCUCAGGACCAUGCAAACUGCAGUGGGAGUCUUUGGUGGUGAGGGGUAUAAGGAUGGGAUAGAAGUUCCUCCACUAAUGGUGGCAAAUGCAGGGCAAAGUGACCGUCCUGAGAUUUCAAGCUUGAAUUGCCCACCAUUUGUAGCUGUUGAACUUUGUCGAGAACAUUUGGGAGUCCAUCCAUGUGAUAGAAGAAGAAGCAUCAACGAGUAUCGGUCUCUCUUUCCCGCAAUUGAUUUUUCUCUGAUCGAAAAUGACGAUGACGUUUUAUGGAAAGCUGACACCAGAGAAAAGAACGAAGAGGUUGCAGCCAGAGGACUGAAGUUUCUCAGCUGGUUGUGGACGCGUAAGGAGAAGGAAAUUGCAAUUGUUACGCACAGCGGAUUCUUGUACCAUACGUUAAGUGCUUUUGGUAGUGAUUGUCAUCCAUCGGUGAAAGACGAAAUAUGCAAACACUUCGCGAAUUGUGAGCUCCGGUCCGUAGUUAUUAUCGAUAGAAGUAUGAUGGGAUCAGAUCCAGCAACCACGAACUAUCCUGGAAAAAUCCCUAGUGGCCUUGAUCUUCCAAGUGAUGUUGCUGAUGAGAAGCUUCCGGAUGAAGGAAAAGUGAAUUAGUUUCUUCUUUUUUCGUGUUUCGAGGUGCGAUCGAGCAUUGAACACUCAGUUUGAUUUCCUAACAUGAUUCAUCACAAAUUUACAGAGAGAGAAUUUGUUAGGUACUCGGAACAAUUUUUGUAAGCUCUCAAUCUACAUACGUUAGGCAAUCUUUAAAUGAUUUGAAGAAUGUUAGAUAAAAAUUGCGCUAUACAGCUAAGGAGCUGUCAAUUCUUUAUAAAUGAAAGCACAUGAAUUCCUACA